This is a messenger RNA of Rhineura floridana, 3361 nucleotides long. RefSeq names its product ATPase H+ transporting V1 subunit B2 (gene ATP6V1B2). Gene Ontology annotation, molecular function: proton-transporting ATPase activity, rotational mechanism; ATP binding. Gene Ontology annotation, biological process: ATP metabolic process; proton transmembrane transport. NCBI's taxonomy places the organism in Eukaryota, Metazoa, Chordata, Lepidosauria, Squamata, Rhineuridae. The record is from RefSeq and is a predicted model, not a curated record. Gene Ontology annotation, cellular component: proton-transporting V-type ATPase, V1 domain. The transcript has 14 exons. The coding region runs from base 120 to 1646 and encodes 508 amino acids.
UCCGGGUCUGUCCAGUUCUCUCACGGGACUCAGAGACAGGGAGAGGGAGGGGAGCCCUUAGCGAGGAGAGUCCUAUAUGAGCGCCUGCGCAGUAGCGCUGUAGCACAGACGGUGACAAGAUGGCGGCGCUGCGGGCCAUUCGGGGGAUGGUGAACGGAGCCGUGUCCGAGCUGAGCGGUGGCGGGGCCUCGCGGGAGCAGGCGGCCGCCGUCACCCGCGACUACCUCUCCCAGCCCCGCCUUACAUAUAAGACGGUAUCUGGAGUCAAUGGGCCACUAGUAAUCUUGGAUCAAGUGAAGUUUCCUAGGUAUGCAGAGAUUGUGCACUUGACACUUCCUGAUGGAACAAAGAGAAGUGGGCAGGUGCUAGAAGUCAGUGGAUCCAAAGCUGUAGUUCAGGUUUUUGAGGGAACAACAGGUAUUGAUGCUAAGAGAACAUCUUGUGAAUUUACUGGGGAUAUCCUUCGAACCCCAGUAUCUGAAGAUAUGCUUGGGCGAGUCUUUAAUGGGUCAGGAAAGCCCAUAGACAGAGGCCCUAUGGUCUUGGCUGAAGAUUACCUUGAUAUCAAUGGCCAACCAAUCAAUCCUGAGUGUCGAAUCUACCCAGAAGAGAUGAUUCAGACUGGCAUAUCUGCUAUAGAUUGCAUGAACAGCAUUGCCAGAGGACAGAAAAUUCCUAUUUUCUCUGCUGCUGGGUUGCCCCAUAAUGAGAUAGCAGCUCAGAUCUGUCGCCAAGCAGGCUUAGUGAAGAAAUCCAAAGAUGUGAUGGAUUACAGUGAAGAGAAUUUUGCCAUUGUGUUUGCUGCUAUGGGAGUGAACAUGGAAACAGCUCGGUUCUUCAAAUCUGACUUUGAGGAAAAUGGUUCCAUGGACAAUGUGUGUCUGUUCCUGAACUUGGCAAACGAUCCAACCAUUGAGCGCAUAAUCACCCCUCGUCUUGCACUGACCACAGCAGAGUUCUUGGCUUAUCAAUGUGAAAAGCAUGUAUUGGUUAUUCUGACGGAUAUGAGUUCCUAUGCAGAAGCUCUGAGAGAGGUUUCAGCAGCCAGGGAAGAAGUACCAGGCCGGCGUGGCUUUCCUGGUUACAUGUACACUGAUCUGGCCACAAUCUAUGAACGAGCUGGGCGAGUAGAAGGCAGAAAUGGGUCCAUUACUCAGAUUCCUAUUCUUACCAUGCCCAACGAUGACAUUACCCAUCCUAUCCCUGACUUGACUGGAUACAUUACUGAAGGCCAGAUCUACGUAGACAGGCAACUACACAAUAGACAGAUUUACCCCCCUAUCAAUGUACUUCCCUCUUUGUCUCGACUGAUGAAAUCUGCUAUUGGAGAGGGAAUGACUAGGAAGGACCAUGCUGACGUUUCAAACCAGCUGUAUGCCUGCUAUGCCAUUGGGAAGGAUGUCCAAGCCAUGAAGGCUGUUGUAGGGGAGGAAGCGCUUACUUCAGAUGACCUUCUCUAUCUUGAAUUCCUGCAGAAAUUUGAGAGGAACUUCAUUGCUCAGGGGCCCUAUGAAAACCGCACUGUUUAUGAGACGUUGGACGUCGGCUGGCAACUGCUACGUAUCUUCCCCAAGGAGAUGCUGAAGAGAAUCCCUCAGAGCACCUUGGCAGAGUUUUAUCCCCGAGACUCCACAGCAAAGCAUUAGCUGCACCUUCGGCCUCCAUAAAAAGCUGGGUUUUCUUCCCUUGUGUUGGUGUUUACUUGUCAUCCCUGUAAUUAAACCAAGAAUAAGUGACAUAUUUGUGCCAGUGUUCCUCAUGUGUUAAGCUGAUAACAGAGUUUAAAAUAUGCCUCUUCUCUCAAGCACUAGGAUCUUGAAUCGUUUACAGUUUAUAGAGGGGGGGAAAUGGUCUUUCACAGCCCUUAUUUGAUUUACAGGAAUAAUUGUUUUUCUUUAGGCAGUCUUGGAAGAAGAAAAUUCUUGAGGCUGCAAUUUUCUAUCCAUUGCACUGUGAGGCAAAUAAUAGUCAGAUGGGAGGUAUGGUUGAAGAAAUCCUCUCCUUGUUGGCCAGGCCAUCUUUGUCCAUUCAAAACGUCCACCACUCUUUGUGCUGUUGUGUAGAACAGAUAACAUUCUUUGGUUGCUUAAUGACAGGGUGAGAGAGGCACGCACACAACACAGCAGGGUGAUGGGUGGUGACAGGUCAAAUGCACAAAUCCCCUCUCACUUCAAUUAUGGCAGAGAAAAUUGCACAGCGAUGACAUUUGCAAUGUUUGCACACCCUGGUGCUUGUCCAGUAACAGGUACAAGAUUCCUACCUCUUCCGUGAACUCGGCACAAAGGCCACUUGCUUACGCUGCCAGUCUAGUUGGCCUGUUUCACUUUCUCCACCUGCAACUUUGUGCAGAUGUGGCCAUCAUAUGAAAUGAAAUAGGGAUCCUCCCUCCACCUAUUCAGCUUGUGAGUUGCAGAAUAGUUGGGGCUGGAGAAGUCAACUAAUAAAAGCAGUUGUGCCGGCAGCUAAUGGAAACUUAUCCUGAACAGUGUUAGUCUUCAUAAUGCUGUCCUGAAGACAUCCCAGCCCUUUCAGACUGCACACUAUAUAAUAGGUUAAUGGAUGAACCAAGCUGAGGAGCAUCUAAUUGUAAUAUAACCUGGGCCCUUGAAAAUUAUUUUCAAGGGCCCUCUGAUUAAUUUAUCUAAUCAGACUUGUACCAAAUGAGGUAGAAAAGGGUGAAGGCAAAUUGAAUGUGUAAAGGGAUAUUUUAAAUUCUGUUAAGCAUUUCUUUGGAUGACACUGGGUUUUGAACCACAUCCAACUUUGCGUUUGUUUUUAAACCACCUUCCAAACAUGAAGUUGGCUAGCCAUCAUGAACUGGGCAAAGAAGGGAAAAAAAGCUUGGUGCUCAGCAUUAUGUCAUUGGCAGCCAAACGUUUAUAUGGAAUGGGCUUCUUUGGCUUUCAAAGCCUGGAGGCACAGGAUCUUUGCGUCUUCUUGAUUUUGCUUUCCAGGCUACUCUUUGGGGCCACUCCCAGCACUCCAGCUUCAGCAACCCAGAUUGCAAACUGUUGGCAACCUCCUGGAUCAUGACUGGGAGUUGCUCAGAGGGGUUUGUGAUGGCUCAAGCUGCAUAGACUGUGCCGUUUCCAGCGUCUCCUCCCCAUGCAGCCCUCGCAACGCUCUCUCCUAUGCAGAAGUUUCUUGUGCUGUUUUUGGUCUGUGUGUUCUGUAACUUGGGUGCAGUAGCCUUUUUUCUUUACUCUAGUGCAUUCCAUCAAAGUUGUGUCAAUUCUAUUUUUCUCUGGACAGAGGAGGGGGAAUCGUGGGGAUGGGGAGAUAGCAUGAAAAUAUUCUAAUGUAGAAAACUGUGAUACCUGAAUAAGUUAAACAUGAACAAUAAAUGUUAAACAAAAUGGGA